Malania oleifera is the source of this 402-nucleotide messenger RNA. Its product is annotated as (+)-piperitol/(+)-sesamin synthase CYP81Q1-like. NCBI's taxonomy places the organism in Eukaryota, Viridiplantae, Streptophyta, Magnoliopsida, Santalales, Ximeniaceae. The transcript has a single exon. The record is from RefSeq and is a predicted model, not a curated record. The coding region runs from base 1 to 402 and encodes 133 amino acids. Gene Ontology annotation, molecular function: oxidoreductase activity, acting on paired donors, with incorporation or reduction of molecular oxygen; monooxygenase activity; heme binding.
AUGAUGGUUGCUGGAACUGAAACAUCAUCAACCACCUUGGAAUGGGCAAUGUCUCUACUAUUAAACCAUCCAAAUGCCAUGGAGAAAGCAAGAUUGGAGAUGGAUGCCACUGUUGGCCUAGAACGCUUGGUAGAUGAGCAAGACCUACCCAAGUUGAACUACCUUGAGAACAUAAUCAAUGAAACCCUGCGGUUGUUUCCCCCCGUCCCGCUUCUAAUACCACACGAAGCAUCCACAGAUUGCACCGUGGGGGGCUUCCAUGUUGCGCAGGGCACCAUGCUAAUGGUUAACUUGUGGACCAUUCACAGGGACCCUGAGCAGUGGGAGGAGCCGAACAGUUUCAUGCCGGAGCGGUUUGAAGCGUGGGGAGGUGAAGGGUGCAAGACAAUGUUGCAUUUCUAG